AUGCUGUGGGGGGUGGGCCUGGCGGCUCCCCGCUCCUGCGUGGCGGACCUGAGCCGCAACCGCAGCCUGGCGCUGGGCUGGGGCGCGGGGCCCGAGGAGCCGCCGCCCGCCUUCUAUGGGGGGGAGGUCGUCGCCUUCCCGCUGGCGGGGGGCGGGGGCGCGAUGGCGGCGCUGGGCCCCGACUCCUGGUGGAAGAAGACGCUGUACCUGACGGGAGGUGCCUUGCUGGCCGCCGCUGCCUACCUGCUCCACGAGCUGCUGGCCAUCCGGAAAGAGGAAGAGCUCGAUUCGAAAGAUGCCAUCAUCCUGCAUCAGUUUUCACGGCCUACCAACGGCGUCCCGAGUUUAUCUCCUUUCUGCCUGAAAAUGGAAACUUACUUGAGGAUGGCUGAUUUGCCCUACCAGAACUAUUUUGAUGGAAAACUUUCCCCUCAAGGGAAAAUGCCUUGGAUUGAAUACAAUCACAAGAAAGUAUCUGGCACUGAGUUCAUUAUUGACUUUUUGGAAGAGAAACUUGGAGUGAAUUUAAAUAAACACCUUGGUCCACAUGAAAGAGCAGUUUCCAGAGCUGUGACAAAGAUGGUGGAGGAGCACUUCUACUGGACUUUAGCUUAUUGCCAGUGGGUGGAAAAUCUUCAUGAGACGCAGAAGAUGGUUUCACUUUUUGGCCCCUUCAGCGACUUGCUGAAGUGGAUCCUCUGCCACCUGACCAAAGGGAUCGUGAAGCGGGAGAUGUACGGCCACGGCAUCGGUCGCUUCUCGGAGGAGGAGAUGUACACACUGAUGGAGAAGGACAUGAGGACUCUAGCAGGCCUCCUGGGUGACAAGAAGUACAUUAUGGGACCCCAUGUUUCCACCGUGGAUGCCACUGUCUUUGGACAUCUGGCACAGGCAAUGUGGACACUCCCAGGGACUCGGCCAGAGAGGCUAAUCAAAGGUGAACUGAUUAACCUUGCUAUGUAUUGUGAGAGAAUAAGGAGGAAAUUUUGGCCAGAAUGGCACCAUGAUGAUGAUAACACUCUGUAUGAAUCUGAGGAAAGCAGCGAAGCAAGCAAGACUUACUCUCCUUUGCAGGACUUCAGUUUUUAUUCAAGGACAGAAACAUUUGAUGAGGAAGGGAACAGUAUUUCUCAGACCCCUGACACAGAUUACACUGGACACUCCCUCUUUGAUUCGGAUGUGGACAUGGAUGACUACAGAGAUCAUGAACAGUGCAAGUGAUGGGUGCAAGCAUCUUCCAUUUUGGAGACAAGCUGCUUCAUGGGAUCAGUGCAGUUUCUUUUCUCCUCCAGAUCAGGAAGAGAUCACUUUGAAAGUGAACAUUGUGCUUGACUCAGCUGCCAUACUCUGCCUGGACUAUUUCAACCUUCUUUCAUUUUGUGUAACUGUUCAGGUGGAACCAUGGAAAGCAGUUACUUAAAACACAUAUGGACAGACUAGAGGUUUAGAGGGCAACAGGACCUUUCAAUCUACGUUUUUGUUUGUGUUCAAAACCAGAUCCCACAGCUGGUUCAGACAGACCUCUGGGAAGUGGAGCAUUUGCCAGAGCUCGUUUGAGUUGAUAUCUUGUCUUUACAGGAAUGGGUAGAAGACAGAAAUGCAAGAGGCAUGACUGACACACCUUUCUCCCAUGGAAGAAAAUAACUGAUGCUUUGUUGGGGGGGAUUUUAUUUCAUAGUGACCCACACUCUGGGUGCACAUAUUAUAGUGUCUGCAAGAAAAGACUGCUCUGAGUUUUUUUUGAGACAGUCAAGGAGAGGCAGGAGGAAAACAAAUUCCUACUGAAGAAGCUUUGUAGUGUUUCUUGUUCUUUGCAGAAGAUAGAAAUCACUAUUGUAGAAUAUUUUCAUUUAAGAGGGGAAUGUCAGUUUUAAUGUAUAAUCUCCCAAACACUUAAUCUGGAAUGUGUGUUGGCCAAAGCCUGCCUCAGGCAUCUAAGUUUCUUCUGUGUUUUCAAAUUAUUAUGAUGUUUUACUUCCUGCCACUGGCUGCUGUCUGCUAUUCUGAGGCAAGGAUAAAGAAUCAGGAUAUUGUUACUGAAGUCUGGUGUGUCUCUCAGCAGUGGAUGCUUUGUGCUCUUUACCAGCUGACACCUCAAGCCCAUGAAUCAUGCAAAGUGAUCUGGGGUAUUUCUAGGCGUGGGAUGCUGAGUAAAUGCAAGAUGUUGGGCCAGGCAAUCAAAUGGAGCAUUGACUCCAUCUCUAGGAAGUUACUUCAGUGGGUGCUGGGCACUGUGCUGAUUUACAGUGCACAGUCCCUACAGUCAGUGCAUGGGAGGUGGUUGAGAUAGGACAGCUGUGUCAGCACCACCAUCUGUGGGGAUUCCAGGUGCUGAAAGACUGACCAGAAUGGAUUUUAAAGCACCUUUGCUAGUACAUCUGUGGAUCUGGAACUCCAAAUCCAGCAUGAUUUCACAGGUGCUGACAUGCUUUCAGUCUGUGUUUCCCUAAAUGCAGGUUAGAGGUGGGAAUGAAUCCAUUGGAUUUACUCACAACUUUGAAGGUAAGCAUGGACAUCAGUGCUGCUUGGCCAUGACUUGUCAGUUUUAAGUAGAGAUAAAGCAUUUAGAACAUAUGGACAGUUGUGAUAUUUGCAAACGUGCAUAUGAAAGGGGGUAUUUGCCUGCAGACUUUGGUGGUGGCAUGUUUAAAAAUAUUUUAAUUAUGGAUUGGAUGAAUCAGGAUCCCUCAGCAAAACCUUUUUAAUGUGUUGGUUGUGUCAAACAUUCUGGGAGCAGACAGGGUAGACAGCUGCUUUAGGAUGUUAAUUGUUGGUAAUCCUAAUAGUCUGGAGCUUGAAAGAACUCCAGCCUUCAAGGAAUACCUCUUUUUCUUGGAUCAUGGAGUGUGUUCUCCAGAGGAGAGUGCUUGUCCUGGGGAAACACCGAGCUAGCGGUGACUCUGAAACAGCGACACACACAUCUGCAGUGAGUUCCCAGGUCUGUUUGUGCAUGGGAGCCACGGCAGGGAGAGCUGACCAGUUUGGUGUAAUCUGAGGUGGGUGUGAAUUUACACCUGUUGGCUCAGUUCCCCAGGCAUGUCCUUGGAGCCCCGUUCCAGCUGAUGGUCUGUGAUGUUGUGGGCAAGUAUCAUUUGCAAAUUGAACCAAAACCCAAGUAGGAAGAAGAAAUCAUCCAGUUACUUGGAACUCUUUUCUGGAAACUAAGCACAGGAAUAGGGCACAAGAAAAUAAGUUUUGGUCUUGAGACCACAGGCCUGAAAUGCCUGUGAAACUUCAAAGCCAAGUCAGGGCAGAUGCUUCCUGCAAAGAUGCAGUCAUUAGUAGUCUGGAUAAAAGACAUCCACAUCAAAAAGCUCCACUUUAAAAAUGUUUGUGUGUUGGAAAUUCUGAUGGAGGUGUUCUCAUGCAUUUAGCCAUGUGUGUUUGAAGAUUGUGCUUUCUCUGUUCCAGUCUUGGCAGGGUGUCCUUGCAGCAGGUGAGUCCCAGCCAGGAGUCAUAUUUGUCAAGACCAGCCUGAGUUCAUUGGACAGUAUCACCUUUAUAAUUUUGGUGGGCUGACAGGUCAGUCCAUGGCAGCAUCCUUGCAACAUCCCAAAAUGUGGGUUAACCAGAAGUCAGCCGUGUCAUUUUACCCUCCUGUGUGUGUACCCUCCCUGUGUUCCCUACACACGGUGUUGGGCACAGGGGCUGGAGGCACCAGCCUGAUGCACAGCUGGUGCCACACCAUGGACUGGUUUGCCUGCUGGCAUCUGGAGCUGCUGGCAUGGCAGGUAGGGUCAGUGCCACUGCAUAGGGACCUUUGAUGAUCCAAGGGCUGGAGCACCUCUGCUAUGAAGACAGGCUGAGAGAGUUGGGGGGCUGUUCAGCCUGGAAAAGGCUCCAGGGAGAUGUCACAGUGGCCUUCCAGUACCUGAAGGGGCUACAGGAAAGGUGGGAAGAGCCUUUUUACCAGGGAGGGCAAUGAUAGGACAAGGGGUAAUGGUAUUAAUUGAAAGAGGGUAGAUUUUAGGUUAGACAUCAGGAAGAAAUUCUUCACCAUGAAGGCAGUAAGGCACUGGAAUAGGUUGCACAGAGAUGUUGUGGCUGCCCCCUCCCUGGAGGUGUCCAAGGGCAGGUUGGAUGAGGCUUGUGCAGCCUGGUCUGGCAGGAGGUGUCCCUGCUCAUAGCAGGGAGGUUGGAACCUGAUGAUCUUUAAGGUCCCUUCCAACCUUCACCAUUCUGUGAUUCUUUGACCUCUGCUGAGGAGGUUGGUGCCCUGCAGGGACACAGUUAUGUUUGCACCUGGUGUUUGUUGCUUUUGUUUCAAAUAAUCAGUGUGCCUCAGCAGAGGCUGAACCUCAUCCCAACUGGCCAGGUAGUGUGCUUCACCCCUGGGGAGGGUGAAGAAAGAGGGAAUCAGAAGGGGCUGCAGAAGGGGAAGCAGCUUCUUGCUGUCAGAGAUGGUUUUGUAGGGUGUGAGGUGAAUGAGUUUUGCAGCUCAUCCCAUGCCUUCCCUUCCUGAUGAACUACUCAGGUUACUUCAGAGUAGAAGUUAGUUGGGAGCAGUUAGUUUUCUCCUCAUGACAGCUACUCUAGAUGGAGUUUGGGUUUCUGUGCUUGGCCGUGUUUCAGAUGAGAGGUGAAAUUAGGAAACAGUUUCUCUUUACGAGUUCAUAGGUGUAGUAUUUUGUCCGGGUUUGGUGGGAAAUCCCAUUCAGAAACAAAUACUGAGUCUUAGGCCUGUUUGAGAGGAUUUAAUGCAAGUUUUUUUCUUUUGGAAGCUUAUCUUAGCACAAUGUUCCUGGGGGAAAAAAGAAUGCUUAAAGAAAAUAAUUGUUUUUUAACAUCUAUGAAAAAGUGAUGGCUCAUUUUGGAUUGCAUGGGGAAAGAGAAGACAGAGUUUUCUUCAAUAAAAACAGAAGUGAUUUUUUGUCUUUCCAAAAUUCUGCUAGAAUAGCAGUAUUUUCUUAGUCCUGCAGUGUUCUGGUUUUGUUUCCUUCAGUUAUCUUUAUUUUUUAUCUUGGUGCUGAUGGGCUAUGCAGAACCAAAACCAGUCAGAGAGCAUCUUUGUUUCCUGUGGUUUCUUUUUUCCUCACUGAUGAGGACUCCAAGCAAAUCUGUCGUAGGGAUUCCAGAGGUCCUGGCCAUGCUGCUGGUGGGGGCUGGGGACAUCAGGUGUCUCUGCAGCAGUGAAGCCCAGGACAGAUGUGGGGUGCUGACUGCCCAGUGGGUGAGCUGGGACGGCCACUUCAAGCUGGAGCUGGAGGAGGAAGGAGGCCGUGAUGUUGGUUCUGAGGUGACACUGACCACACAAGGCUUUUUUUCCCAGCUGGGGGUCCCACCCCUGCAGCCAGACACUCCCUGCAGGUGAUGUCAGGAAAGCUUCAAGGACUGUUGUCCCAGAAGUCAGAUGUCUGAGGUCCCUGAGAGCAUCACAGCCAAUCCUGUCUGUGGUCCCAGCUGUCGCCCCAAGCUGCGACGCUGGUUUCAGGUAGACCAUGUUAUGUGGUCCUGGCAGGAGGAAAGCUAGUUUGGGGCUCCUAUGUGCUGUCUGUUCUCUCCUAAAAUAGGGCAGGGGGCCCUUGGGUAGUCCAAGGGAGGAGGCAGCACAUGGGAGAGGAGAAAGGGGGAUGCAAAGAGGGUUCUGAGUGAUGGGUCACCCCAGGAUGACAUGAGCUGAACCUGCAGCCUGGCCACAGCUGUUCCAGCAGCCAGGCAGGAGCCCUGCCCUCCUCACAGCCUGGAGCAUGACCCCACAUCUUGAGGAGACAGUGUGGUUCCUCCUGGUUACUUUGCCUUCAAUACCACCAAAGGCUGAGUAGUGCCUUUGUUUCAGUCGUCCUGCUUUAAGAGAAGGGAUAAUUGGUCUGCUCCUCGUUUGGCAAAUGGAAGUUUAAAAAGCAAGCAUUUCCAAUAGCUGGAUUUGAAGCAGUCUGUUUUUUUCAUGUGAAUUGCAGUGUUUGACUGUGUAAGGCUCUGUCAUGUCAGAGGGGAUUUGUUUACCCCUGUUGGACUCAUUGGCUCUGUCAGCAGAGCUCACUGUUACCGAGUGGAGGAAGCAGAUGCUGGGAUGUAUAGGUCCUACAGAAAUCCUACAAAUGUGGUGCUUGAUUUAAAAACCAAACCCAACCCGAUGUUUCAGAUCUGGAGGACUGUUCCCAUCCAAUUAUAACACUGCAAGUCACACGUUUUUAUCCUUAAAACCUUGGCAAUGUCCCUCCAGAUCUGUAUUCUCUUUGAAAAAAUACUGCCUGAAAUAUUUCUGUAGCAACAGUUCAGGCACAAAUUUCCUUUUGUCAGUGAUGUCUGCUCAAGUAAUCAUGACAGUUUCAUACUGUUUUCAUUCAAGGGGCUGUAUCUGUCAGCUACGAAGUCUUACAAAAUACUGCCUGCUGGAAAAAUGUGUUAUGUGCAGAUUUAUGCAGGGCAGCUCACCAAGUGGAAUUUCUGUGACAGGGGAUGAAUUCAAUUGGGUCCUGUCCUUAGAUGUUUCAAUAAGAAUUUCAGUCUGUUUUCUGACAAGCAGCUCUUUAGCCUAGCCCCUCCCCCACCCCCAAAUACUGCAAAAUUACAAAUUAGGCAUGUGAUUGGAAUAAAGCAAAUUAUGCUCUCUUAAGUGCUGAUUUACAUUGGGCGGCCUGGUAGCUGGCAGAUGGACAUGGACAUAUAUAGUGUAGGUGUGACCUGUGCCUUAGGUGUCAGUGGUUGUGAUCUGGAGGAGCACACAAGUAGUUGUGUCCAAUUCCAUGGACCUAGAGGACCCUUUGGAUGACCUCAGUGGUUUUCAGCAGUUGGUUAGUGCUGCAGGCAUUCAUGGAUGCUGUGAUGUGGGUGUUCAUUAGGGAUAGGUAGACAGCACAGGGGCUCCUUUCAGUAGCUGUGGUUGGGUGAGGCUGCCAGUGUGCUGCCAUCCCGUGCCUGUCCUGCAGAGUCAUCUGUGUCCUGGGGACAAAGGGCAAGGACAAGGAUCUCUUUGGAUGUGACACCUUAAGAGGGCCUUGCAGCGAGCACAGCUUUGAGCUCAUGGUGAAUGUGGGCUGUCGUGUCCAGCUGGUAGUGGCUGUUCCCCUGUUGAGGGAAGGUGUUCUCUAUCCCCCUCCAACAUGUGGGUCUGUGACGGGGGGGGGGGAGUUAAUUUUCAGGCCAGCAACCCUUGUCUUUAUGUCUUUGCCUUAGUGGAGAGGUGUUGAAGCACUAACUGGCUGUCUCAGCAGUGUUGGGCAGUCCUCCCUUUGAUGGCCGCCAGGGAGGGCUUCUCUUGCCUUCCUUCCCCAUGGAACUACCCUAAGAUGAAGUAUUUCUCAGCAAAUUUUUCUGUAGCUCCCAGAAGAGUUUGGAAUAAAACUGAAAUGUCUGUACAACACAGGAAUCUCAAUCCAUGAAAACGUUCAGUGUGUUGCUGCAGUGCUAAACUGUUAGUGUCAUGCCCUGGUUGCCCCACUUCCAGAUUUUUAAGGCCAGGGGAGAUUGUUAUAGGCAUUUAGUCUGGCUUGUACAUAAAAAGGAUUGUAGGAUUUUGUCUAAUGAUUUCCACAGUCAGUUCAACAAACUAAAGCUGAAAUGGAGCAUAUGCUUCCAAAAGGCAUUUAGCUUCUGCAGAACAAAUAAAAUCCUGCCCCCUUUGAAGUUGCUGACAGAAGUGCCAUUUGCUUCAGCGGGACCAGAGUUUCCAACAGAGCUUCCAAGAGAUCUAGAAUUUACCACUUCUUUUACUUCUCUGCCUAACUAUCCUUGCCUAAAAAUUUGCUUUGGGGCAGCAAGGCAAACAAGAUGUGACCCUUGUUUUUUUAAGUGCUGUAUAACAACAAAAAAAAAGAAGUGCAUUUUCAAGCUUGACUGACUGUGUCGAUACUCUCACUGGGCACUGUUUGUGUCUGUUGUUCCCUCACUUCUUAGUUUCUUCUUAAAAUGAACCUUUCCUCAAAUGUACAGGUUUUUAUUUUUUUUCAAGAUACUUGAGGAAUGCAAGUCUCAAAGUUGUAAUCAUUGGGAUGUGCAAUCCAGGAAGAGUGAAGUAUGUGUGGAUAGGAAUAGGGGGAGGGAUAUAUCCAGUUAGGUGGUGUGUACAAGGUUUAACUGAAGGAACACAUUGCUAAAUGAGGACUUUAAUGCUGUAGCUGCAUUGUUGUUUGUCUAUGAACUUACAUGAGACAUACAUUAUUUUAGCACUGUUAUAACUACUAGUUUAUAAAGCCAUAUUUAAAAUUGUACACUUAAUUGUAACAUAACUUUAAAUUGUGCACUGUGUUGAUCCAUGUGUGUAUAUAUAUGAAGAUCUGUAUAUUUUGUCUUUAUGCCAUAUGUCAUUGGUGUGUAAAUUAUAAC
Apus apus (common swift) is the source of this 8265-nucleotide messenger RNA. It is a transcript of the gene FAXC, whose product is annotated as failed axon connections homolog, metaxin like GST domain containing. The coding region runs from base 1 to 1221 and encodes 406 amino acids. Gene Ontology annotation, cellular component: cytoplasm. The record is from RefSeq and is a predicted model, not a curated record. Lineage: Eukaryota; Metazoa; Chordata; Aves; Apodiformes; Apodidae. The transcript has 6 exons.